Molecule: messenger RNA, 1497 nt
Organism: Ogataea parapolymorpha DL-1
Lineage: Eukaryota; Fungi; Ascomycota; Pichiomycetes; Pichiales; Pichiaceae
Product: Potassium-activated aldehyde dehydrogenase, mitochondrial
Exons: 1
Coding region: 1-1497 (498 amino acids)
Molecular function (GO): aldehyde dehydrogenase (NAD+) activity
Source: RefSeq, a predicted model, not a curated record
AUGGCCCACGUUCAAAAGCUAACUUUUCCUAUCAUCAACAAAUCGUACGAGCAGCCUACCGGCCUGUUCAUCAACAACGAGUUCGUCGCUGCUAAGUCCGGUAAAACUUUUAAAGUCAGCUCUCCGCUGAACGAGGAGCAUUUGUGCGACGUCCAGAUGGCUGAGGCCGAGGACGUCGACGUUGCCGUGCAGGCCGCAUACAAGGCGUUCAAGCAGUGGAAAUUGACCGAGGGAUCGGAGAGAGCCAAGCUGCUCAACAAGCUCGCAGAUCUCAUCGAGCGCGACAGAGAGCUGCUGAGCCAGAUCGAGUCGCUCGACAACGGAAAGUCGCUCUUGUGCUCCACGUUCGACCUCGGCAUUGUUAUCAGCACCCUCAGAUACUGCGCCGGCUUCUGCGACAAGAAGGACGGCCGUCUCGUCGACACGGGGCUCACCCAUAUGAGCUACACAAAAAGGGAACCACUCGGGGUGUGCGGCGCCAUUACCCCGUGGAACUUCCCGCUCAUGAUGUUUGCGUGGAAAAUCGGCCCGGCUUUAGCCACAGGUAACGUUGUCGUGCUCAAGCCAGCUAGCGCCACUCCAUUGUCCAACCUGUAUGUCUGCAAGUUGGUCAAAGAGGCCGGAUUCCCGGCCGGUGUUGUCAACGUCAUCCCUGGCAGCGGCAGAGGCUGCGGUAACGCCAUCUUGCACCACCCUCUAGUGAAAAAAGUCGCCUUCACCGGCUCUACUUCUGUCGGCCAAGGUGUCAUGGCCGAGGCCGCUAAAACGAUCAAAAAAGUCACUCUCGAGCUCGGCGGAAAAUCGCCAAAUAUCGUCUUUGAGGACUGUAACAUCGAGGAGACCAUCCAAAACCUCAUCACGGGUAUUUUCUUCAACGGCGGAGAGGUUUGCUGUGCCGGCUCCAGAAUUUACAUCCAGGCCACCAACCCAGAAUGGUACAACAGUUUCCUGCAAAAGUUCAAGGCUGCGGUUGAGAAGCUCAAGGUUGGCAAUGCCUUCGAAGAGGGUGUUUUCCAAGGCGCACAGUCCACCCCAGACCAGUUCGAGGAGGUGCUCAAGUACAUUGAGAUCGGAAAGAAGACGAGCCUCAAGCUGCUUACCGGAGGCAACAGAAUCGGCUCCAAGGGCUACUUUGUCGAGCCUACCGUGUUCUACGACGUUCCGCAGGACAGCCAGCUGACCCAGGAGGAGAUCUUCGGUCCGGUGGCCGUUGUUCUGCCGUUCAAGAGCAUCGACGAAGUCAUUGAGAAGGCCAACGACUCCGAGUUCGGUCUGGGCUCUGGUGUGCACACCGAGGACAUCAACAAGGCCAUCUACGUCUCCGAUAGACUUGAGGCUGGUUCUGUGUGGAUCAACACCUACAACGACUUCCACGCCGCCGUGCCAUUUGGUGGCUACAAGCAGAGUGGUAUAGGCAGAGAGAUGGGCACAGAGGCCUUCGAAAGCUACACCCAGGUCAAGGCUGUGAGAGCCAAGAUCAGGACCCCUGUGUUGUAA